UGAAGAUGUCACGUGAUCAAGGGGGUGAACCGGCAAGCAGAUCACAUGACCUGUCUACGGCGUGCGAUCCGCCGAUCACGUGAUACCCAGCUCCAGCCGCCCGUGAGACCCGGUAACGGGAGCGCGCACUGUCAGAGUCUCCUGGGCGGGAGCGCGCACCGGCAGCCGAGACGGGCGUGGCGGGAGGAAUGGAGCACCCGUUUGGGGAAGAGGAGACGUCUUCUCUUAGGAGCCUGCGGGAUUUCUUCUGCCGGUGCCUAGAGAGGGGUCACUGGGAGCUGGCCCGGGCCUGCCUGCCCCAGCUGCACCGGAGUGUCGAUUCCGGGGAGAUAGAGGCCAUAGUGAGGGGUCUGAUCACAGCCCCGCACCUGCUCAGGUGUGAUGAGCAGCACACUCCUCAGCAGGUGUCAUGGUUCUGGUCGGAUGCACUGGAUGCUUGGUGUGGGUGGGAUGAUAAGCAACCACCGAAAAUUCUCAAAGAUGAAACAGAGUUUCUUUUAUUAUUGGAAGAGCUCCAGAAUGAGGCUUCUGAACAGGUUCUGAAGGAGCUGCACAAAGCAUUUUUGCUCAGUCACCACGAAUCAAUGGAAAACAGAAAGGAAAUCUCCAUUCCCCACCUCAGUCCCAGCACCGUGUCUUCUUUACAUGGCGUUCUGUCCCAGAAUCCUCGACUUGUGCAAGCAGUGAUAGGUUUCCUACUGAUGAAUGAUGCUCACGCCACAACCCUUGACUAUAACCACCACCUUCUUGGCAUCACUGUGAACUUCCUCUUAGACUUGAUUACCUCACUGCCGGAGAACCAGCAGACUGAGGCCCCAAAUGGCCAUUUAGUUUCACAGAGAGCGGAUCACGUGUACCGCAUCCUAAGCACCAUGUACUUUAACGUGGAACUUCAGUCUGCUGAGCUCAGACGUCUAUGUGAAGAGCUCUUUAAAGCAUGUUGGGAAAAGGGAAGCCUUUUAGAAGAUCAAGUUCAGGCCUGCAUGCUGAGGAAACACAACUACGGUCUGCUUAGCUUGUACGGCAGCGUGACAAGUGAAAAGAUAAAGGCUCGUAUUAUUGCACAGAGGACCCCAAGAAAAGGAACCGCUCAGGAACUGACCGAUACAGAGAGAGCUAUUGUUGCCUUAUUCUGCGACCCCGAGAUGUCCAGACCAUGGAAGGAGGUCUACUUCUACUGCCUCUCCACAAGCAAACACUUUCUGGAGCAGAUUCUGGUUACAGCCUUGACCCUGCUGAAACGAGAAGAUUUCUCCAGUCUUAGUUUGCUGCUGUCAAAUGCGUUUAAACCCUUGAGACGUCUCCUUGUUCUGCUGGGAUGGACCCACCUCCAGAGUAUAGAAUCUGCCAAAUCACUUCUGCAUAUUUUGCACAAAAAUCAAGAUCUAUGCAAUGAUUCAGUAUUAAAACAAUUCUGUGAUGGACUUUUGUUUCAAGUAGGAGUCUUAGAAUGGUGCAUAGAACACAGCAGUCAAGAUAUUCCUAAGAAAGACCUCUUGCGUCACCUAAGUAGCCUGGACAGUCAUUCUGCUCUAUAUAUUCUGCAUCAUCUCACUAAUCUGCCAGAGCUUAAUGAGGCUGAGGUACUAAAACUGCUUAAGAGGGGACACUCUGAUCAAGUUUCGGUAAGUCAUCAAGAUAUCCAUGACCAGGCACAGCAUCGCAACACUGUUGUCUUUCAGGCCUUCUGUGCAAUUAAAUAUGCCAUCUAUGCACUGUGUGCCAAUGCUCACAAGCACGUUCGGUGCAAGCACUGCCAUACCAGCCAGAUGAACGGCUCCAUGGAGGAUGCAGAGUCUACCAAGUCCUCGGUGAAGGAGAAUGGUCUCUCUCAAGACUAUUCAAAUCUGUUUGUGCAGUAUAUUACCAAGUGCCAGUAUUAUCUGUGUCUUCUGCCUUCCCCGCUGAGGUUGGAGCUUCUGGAGAACAUCUUCUCCUUAUUGUUUGUAUCACUGUCUGAGCUGAACUCUGCACCCCCACUGCCAGAGGGCUAUCCCAUGGAAGAUGGCGAUGAAGACUUGCACUUGAAAGUCGGUAGACAGAGGAGCUUAGACAGCAGCAUUGACAAGGUGGACUCUCUAUUACUAUCUCCCAUUGAAAGUCCUCAACCUAACAAUAGCAAUCUUAACAUUGCUGAUUUGACUGGUGUCUCUCAAGGAUCAACCCCAACUGGUUCAGAAACCUCUCACAGCACUUUAUGGGAAAUGAGAUCAGACUAUUUAGACCUAAAACACUUCACCAGUGGAGUGUCUGGAUUCUUGGUUGAUGAGGUCGUAUUAGACACUUUCUUAAAAUUGUUAAAAGAGCAAGUAGAACUCAUUACGGACUCUGUUCAAUCGAGUGGACAUGCUCUCAGUGACGAGCAGAAGCUGUUGACCAAUCUUAACCUCUCCAUGGCAAAUGAAGAGUUCAGCAACAGACUGAUCCUGUUGUCGAAGUAUAUUUCUGAAGCCCAGUGGAGAUACAAGGUGGUGAUGAGCAACAGGAUAGCAGAGGAAGAACUUCUUUCUGCACGGUUACAUUCACGGAUGUUUAAAACACCCAGUGUCAAAAGACGCAGAAGAAAUAAAGGAGCAGGAUCAAAGAAACUAAAGGAAAGCACUAGCAGUGAGCUGAGUACAUCAGGAAGCAGUGCAAGUAAUCUGUCUGCCAGAAGUGAAGCGGAAGGCAGGAGUCCGCUGCCGCAGAGAAACACCCUGAUUCCCAUGUUACUCUCAGCUCCUGAACAUCUUCUCAUUUCAUGUAUAUUGAGAGGGAACUAUGCGCAGGCUCAUGAGGUGUCCAGGAUGUUUAACCUUCAGUCUUCCCCAAGCUACGGGGAAUUGAUCUUUAUGGAGCGAUAUCAAGAAAUCAUACGAGAACUCUCAAAAGUGGAAAAAAAAAUUGAAAAUCAGAAUUCGGAGGCUGGCAUCAGACAGCUGAGCGGUAGUCGCUCUACAUUGCAAGCAAUAGGGAAUGCGGCAGCAGCAGGAAUGGUGUUCUAUUCUAUAUCUGAUGUGACAGACAGGCUGGUAGCUCCUGCUGAAUGCCCGAUACCUGCAUUACAAGAGGAUUUUUGGUUGAAAAGUGCUCGCUUGGAAAAGACUGACCCAUGGCGACACAUGGUAGAGGAGAUGAGUCCGUCGGCUAUGGCGGCCUUUGAUUUGGCAUGCACGCAAGCACGCCUCUGGAAAACAUGCAAGCAACUGCUAGAGACUGCAGAGAGGCGCCUGCACAACUGCUUGGAAGCAAAAAACCGGAUUGCCGAUGAAAUUAUGGGUCAUCAUGAAGGAAUUACAGGUUUCCAAGCUGUUCUUCAACAAAUGAGCAAAAUCAUUAACUAUCCAAGCCCACCACAAGGAUCAACUACAUUAGAAGAAAAGAUUAACAGCCAGUUCAAGUGCAGCAUCACAGAUUUAUUGCACACCUGUUAUCCACUGCUGAGAGAUGAAUAUAUGGUUUGCCAGAUCACACUGAGCCACGAGCUGGAGCAGAUUGUCACCCAACUGAAAUCCGCAAUUGCUUCAUACGAACCCAAAGGAAAUCUUAUUCAGUCAUUAAUGGACCAAUCGUCUAUGAAACCUCAGGAUAUGCAAAUGAAUCCUGUUCGUAAGCAGAUGAAUCUUCUCCUGCGUAACAUGGAAGAGUGCGCACAAUCUUUAGACAAUCACAGCUUUACCCUUAACCUCGUUCGCCACUUUUUUACAUACAUAGACACCUUGGCCAAAGCUAUUGUCCAAAGUAUAAAUUCAGAGUCGGAUACCUCAUUAGAAGUGAGGGUAGGAAAUCCUUUUGUCCUUCUGCAACAAAAGCCUUCACAGUUGAUUUCUCAUUUGUUGUUUGAGCGGCAAGUUUCUCCAGAAAGGUUGUCUUCAUUGUUGAAGAAAGAGAAUUUGGGCUUGGAUGUAGAGCAGGUGAUUGUAGAUUACUGCUGUGAGCCUCUGUCUAUUUGUCAUGCAAGGAAAGUGAGCCAAGCACAAUCUCUGUCUCUCAGCAUUCAACAUUCAGUACAGCAGUGUGUGGAGGUCACAUUACCCAACAUUCCUAUACCAGUCUCCAUGUGUGUCCAGGAUGGAGAGGACAGUGAUAUAUGCAAAGCAUUUUCUCCUGACUUUACCCCGUACACUCUCACUGCAUCUGCCUUGAACUUUUUAAAAACCAAAUCCUCUCUGGCAGCAGCCAUAGCCUGCUUAGGUGCUACUAAAAGCCUAAAGCCAACAAAAUCAGGUCUAUCCUGGAUGGAGCUACGAGGCAACAAGAAAGAGAGUCCCUUAGAAAUGGAGGCCAUUGCUAAGGAAUGUGACUCCUUGCUUUCAGAGUUUCCAGUCUUGCAGAGGUUCAUUAACUUAAUGUCUGAACCUUUUCGGGAUGGUCCACAGGAAGCCAAUGGGUUCAGCAGUCCUGUCUGUGGGAAGCCGUGUGCCGCCUUGGUUCUUCUAGGGCUCCACUCCACUUCAGCUACAGGUGUAGUAACCGAAGCUCUCCAAGAAGCGCUUUCAAAGAAGGACUGGAUAAAUGCGUUCAAGGUGUUAAGUCUGUAUGACCGUGACCUGAAGGACCUUGAGAAGGUCAGAGAUGCCCUACUGUGCUGUGCUGCUGCUGAAGAAAAAGAAGGCUGGAAGUUCAUAUUUGCCGUUAAAGAUCCCACAUUAAGAAGCGAAGUGGUUCUCCGUUUUUUGGAAAAAUGGCCUUUGGACUCUUGCAUGGAGAUUUUGUCUUAUUGUGUGUGUGAGACUGAUAUUGAUGACAACCUUAAACUGGAGCUGCAGUCCAAAAGGAAGGAAUUGGACAUGUACCGGAAGAUUCUUAGUCUUAAAGAAGAUAUACCCUGGGAGAGUUGGCAAGUUUUAAAAGAAGACUGCAGUAAAGAUCCACAGGCAGUAAUUUCCGUUAUCCUAGAUGCUAAGGAUUAUACAUUGUGUGAGGACUGGGGGCUCUUUUAUCCGAUUCCUAAAGAUCUAUUGAUAAGUCUUCACUGCGAGCAUCUGCUACAUCUUCUGGAGAAUAAAGACACAGACAGGUCUCUUCAGCUGCUGAAGAGAGUUGAAGAACAGAGUCUACGACUAGUGAUCACCGAGCAAGCGCUACUCCAAAAACCCAGCAUAUUCGCUAGCCACUUUUUGUCUGAGUACUUACUGACACAUUUUCAAACUAAUCUUCUGGAGAUGAAUUGUGAAGACAUAAGAAACAUAUACAUGGGAUCAAAGAUGCUGUUGGCACUUCCAGAGUCUGCGCAUUCCAACUAUGAGCAUCUCAUCUCAAGCCCCUUGCUUAUGCUAGAGCAGCUUCUGAUGAACAUGAAGAUAGACUGGGUCUCCGUUGCAGUGCAGACCUUGCAGCUUGUUAUUUUGCCAGAGUCCUCGUUUUCUAUUGAAGGAGUGGACACAUUGCUGUGCACUUACGCUGGAAAAGCCUUGGACAUCCCAUUUUCUUUCAGAGAAAAGAGAACAGAUUCUACAAGCCGCUUUCCAGAAAACAUGAAUCCAUCAGCAGAACCGGAAGCAGUCAGAUCUCCCUCACCAACAGACCAGUGUAGUUCACCUUUUGCUGAUCGAUCUCGGUUUCAAACACCAUUAGGUACUCCAAGUAAAGGACACAGAAGGAACAAGUCUUCUCCAGAGUUUGUUCCACCAGACAAGCCCCCAAACAAAACUCAGUGGACUCCUGAUGAUACUGAAGUCACGUGCAUGGUCUGUAAAAACGAACAGUUCACCAUGUUCAACCGCAGACAUCAUUGCAGACGAUGUGGGAGACUUGUCUGUAGCUCCUGUUCCAUGAAGACGAUGGUGGUAGAAGGCUGCCGCGAAAACCCAGCCCGUGUGUGUGAUCAGUGCCACAACUAUUUCUUUUCAAACAUUAACAAAACAGAGGACGACUUGGAACAAAUGGAAGAAAAACCAGACGGGAUCUUGGGUUUGUCCGAAGUCCUUAGGUUAUCUAAAGCUGCGGAACUGCAGUGGUGGCUAUCACUAAACGAAGCUGAAAAUGAGAUGGAGAGAAGUGAAUUUUACUAUGAACAGGCUCCGAGUGCGUCACUAUGCUCUGCCAUCCUUAACUUGCACUCGAAGAGUGAUGAAUGUGGCUUCAAGCUGAUCGAGCGCUGCUGCAUCUUAUCACAGAGUCUGACUAACCCCGAGAUGGACAGCCGCCUUCUCCUGGAUAUCAUGAAAAGUUUGCUGUUCAGCGCUAAGAUGAUUUUUGUCAAGGCAGCAAGGAGUCACGACCUCGCACUGUGUGACAGUUACAGCAGCAAAGUGGAUUUACUGAAGAUCUUAGUUGCAGCCUCCUACCAGGACGUUCCCUCACUGGAUGAGAUGGUUAGACCAGCAGCGGUAGUGCGAUUAAGAAAUCAACUCUUGGAAGCGGAGUACUAUAAUUUAGCAAUAGAGGUAUCUACAAAGACCGGGCUGGACCCUUCUGGUGUGUGGCACGCUUGGGGCAUGGCCUGUCUGAAGUCUGACAAUUUGGUUGGAGCUAGGGAGAAAUUCAGCAGGUGCAUAAAAGCUCCCUUAGAUCUGAACCAAAAGAAUAUUGGAUCGAAGCUUCUGGAAGAUGUUGUUCAACACCUGGAAUCUGCAGCCAAACCCAUUCUGCUGGUGAAAGACGACGAAUAUUUUGCCACUUUAAAAGAACUGGAAGUCACCCUGAAAGCGCGCUGCAUAUGGUAUGAGAUGAUGCCUGAAGGGAAGUUUCAAAAUAACACCUGUUACCAGGAGUGCCUGUAUUAUCUGCACACCUAUGGUACGAACCUGGGAAUCAUACAGUUCUAUAUGAGACACGACCUCAUGCGAGAUGCAUUGCUGCAUUUAUUAAACAAGGAAUGUCCAGGAGAAAUUUUCAUUGAAGGCAUUUUUGUGCCCAGCUAUGAAAGCGGGAAGUUGCAAACACUUGAAGCUAUGUUAGAGUCCAUAGAUCCCAGUCUGGAAAGCUGGAGCAUCUAUCUCAUUAACGCCUGCAAACAUCUCCAGCAGAAAAACUACUACAACAUAUUGUAUGAACUUCAGCAGUUCAUGAAAGACCACGUGCGGGCAGCUAUGACCUGCAUACAUUUUUUCUCUCACAAAGCCAAAAGCUACCGUGACUUGGGGGACAACCAGCAGUGGCUGGCAAAAUCCAAGGAACAUUUGAAGAUCUACUUACAAGAGGUGUCCAGAAGCAACAGAAGGAAGUCAUUUGAUACGUUUAGAAAAAAGAUGUCUGCAAGUGAUAUUUCCAGACACAUCAACACUGUUGAGCUUCAGAUGGAGAUCACCAGGUUCCUACGGAGAUGUGAGAGUUUGGAGACUGCCCAAGUCUAUAACAGCCCCCCUCCCACACUUUUUGGAAACAGCUCCAUGAUGGUAGAUGUAGCCUGUAGGGUCAUAUUAGAUGGGAAGAAUGUAGAAGAAGGCUUUGGCAUCGCUUUUAGAGUAAUUCAGGAUUUUCAGCUAGAUGCCUCUAAAGUGUACAGCAAAGUGUGCAAACACCUGGUACAGCAAGAGAAUUACUCCGAAAUCCUGCAGCUUGUGAAGUGUGUGAGCGAGUCUGGUAUCGCUGCGGAGAAGGACUGCGAUCAGAUUCUGCUAAGAUGUGUUGAAGAGAUGGCAGACCUGUCUUCUGACGAACUUGAGAAGCUUAUCCAAAGUAUGAGAAGUGAUGAAACAAAGAUCAAAGCUUUCCUGGCCUGCCGUAUGAUGCGAUCUGCCUACCUGACUGCUGUGAAACAGGAGCACGAGAGAGCCAUCCACCUAGUACAGGAAGUGUGGCAAGCGGCACAUAAUCUCAAUGAUGGAGUGGUCCAAGGCAUCUGCACCAAGUGGCUUGUUGAGCACCCGCCAGUUUUAAAGGAAGGGCAGCGCCAGGCCCCACGGAAGUAAACCCUACAAUCAGAUCUAGAACGAGUGUGUAGCAUCAUUAAUGAACAGAAAGGUUUCUGUAAUGGUUGUUUGGAAGUCGUAUGAAGAGAAUGAUGUUAUUGUAUGCCAUAAAAGUGUUGUUAUAAAUGCUGAUCAAGAGAAUUAAUGGUUAAUGCAACCAUACAGGUAACGGAAGUCGAGAUUGAUUUUCCCUUAAUGACAUUUCAUGUGACAUGUCUCAGCCAAUCAAAUACCUGUACAGUAGCUUCUGAGUAUGUCUGGAUACGUUGACAGUUGCCUCAGAACAAAUCUCUACCUCACAGUAUUCCUGCAUUCUAGAUUUUUAUACUAACCUUUUAUAAUACUUGUGAAAGUUACAUUGUAUGUAAUUUGUUACUUGGCCAUGCUAGUAUUCACUUUUAUGAGUAGGUUGGUGUCUGUUAUUUACUAGAUAAAGUGAGUUUCAUCAUGUAAUAUUCUGGCACAGAAUUCUGAUCAGGUCAGUAGAGGUUUAUCUAAUUCUCUAUGUGAUUUAUUUGUCACUGACCAAUACUAAUGUCCUGUUUACAGCAAAGCUACCUGCCACACUCCUGCUCAGGACCAUCGUUGCAGUAUUUGAUCAGGGUCUUGUACAGUAGACCUCCGGACAUGUUCGGUUAUAGAGGUGGCGGCUGUGGUCCCAGCUCCAAGCUUUGACCUUUCUCCCAUCUUCUUGUGGCCACUGAUCUUUCGUGUUUACCGUUACAGACGCGUGAAGAAAUAGAGAAGAUGCUUUAAUGUACUAAUAUGGGAAACGUGGUAUAUUGACAGCUAAAAAGAAUCUUCUAAAUCAAGCCAGUGCAUAGUUAAACCUGAAGCAUUGACAUACAUAUAUAUUUCUAAUCUGAUAAGGAUUCUGAUAUUGAGCUCUUCUUUUCCACUUUGUUAGAUGGUGUUUCUGUUGUUUUUUUGUUUUAUUAUAUUAUUGCUAUUCUGAAGCUGCCUCGCAGUGGGUUGAUUCCUCGCAGUGGGUUGAUUCCUCGCAGUGGGUUGAUUCCUCACCGGAUAUUUACAGGGUAAAUUUCCUCUGACUGGAGUACAUUUGCAGAGGUUCAUCAUUAUACAGCACCGUUACUGGAUGUACAGUUUUUAUUGGUAAACUAUAAAGAACAAAAGGGAAUCUGGCACCUUAAUGAAUAGAAAAUCUGUGAUGAAAGAGUUUAGGAUUUUUCUUUUCAUUUAUUUAUUUAAAAGGGAUAAAGAAUAGUAACAACCCUUCAUUUAUUAUUAAUUCAGCGCUGCCAUCGGUGACACCCGGUGCUGCCAUAGCCCAUAAACAAAUGCAAUCAAAAAGGACACGUGUGGCACUUCAGGAAGGGGGUGUGACCUUGCGGAGGUCUCUCAUAUGCAUCACUAUGUGGGCAUGGCCUCGUGGGAAGCCCCCCCACCUUUCCUCUGGUUAGGUUACAUCACUCUUGUAGCAUUCCCAGAGAGGCUGGGCUGCCCCUGGAGAUUCUGACUGCAUUGCUGGCUCCAUCUCAGUGAACCCCCCCCCUGACACCCUUUCCUCCAGAUAGGUUACAUAACUCUGGCGGCGUGCCUAGCAUUCCCAUAGAAGCUGGGCUGCCCCCGGAGAUUCUGACUGCGUUGCUUCUCAGCUACAGGAGCCUGGAGAUGCAGGAUAAUAUCUCACUGCAGCACCCGACUCCGGUCACUGCAGAUAUUUUGGGGUCACCCCCUGGAUACCAUUGUGGGACUUGUUCUAGUACAGAGUCCUAGAGCCUCUUAGCUUAAAAAGUAAUGAAAUACAGAGAUGGUGACAGUGGCACAGUUGUAGCCACAUAAAUACCAGUAAUACUACACUAGUCCAUCACCAGGUCAAGGCCAUAAAAUCUGUUCUAGUUGCAGAUCACAUAGUGUGAUAUUGUGCUGGAAACAAGUAAUGUGAUGGUAAUUUCCAGCUAAUGAGUGCCAUUUAAACAAUGAAAUAUAACUAUGUAUGAAUAUAGAUUGCCUUUACAAUUCAUCAUAUUAAUUCUUUAUUGCACUGCCUAGAAGUACAUUAUAUUUUUUUCUUUUUUCUGAAAUGGAAUAUUAUUUAAUAUAUGCUAGAGGUCUCCUGAAGGCCUGUUUCAGUUCUGGGCUCAUGUACCUAAGAGUUGUGGAAUUUCUGGAAUUCAUAUGCAUUCAGCUCCUAUGUUUGCAGUGUUCCUGAAAGCACCAUAAGAUUAUUAGGAAGUGGGAUACUCUCCACUGGGGAAGCAUGGUGUCUUCAUAAGAGACUGUUCUGGGUCAUAAAGGUUUCUUAAUGUGUAUAUAUAUAUAUAUAUAUGUAUGUAUUGUAAUGUUUGUGUGCCAGUAACCCUUCACCGAAUGCGUUCUUAUUUGCAUUGUAAUCCUGUCUUGAGUACAUUACGGAAAUUGGAUGUAAGGGACAAGUAAUAGGCAAACUCUGGUACACACUGGGUACAACACAGCACUUCACCUGUGGGUCAGUUAUAGUCAGGAAAGUUGUGUUAGGCUGCUGUGUUCUUCAAUACCAGAGCUAGCCAACCUGUGGCUCUCUAGCUGAAACUACAAGUCCCAGAAUGCUCUGGUACAGUUUUGCUAUUACAGUAUGCUAAAACGGUGGUACUGCAUGCUGGGAUGUGUAGUUUCACAACAGCUGGAGAGCCACAUGUUGGCCAGGCCUGACCCCAAAUCAUCUCCUGGGCAGAUUUUAUAUGAAUGCUUAUCUUGGUCUCCACUUUGUCUCUUGCUCCUUUACGUUCUAGCAGUGUGCUACACAGAUCAUUAACCUUAAAGGUUGUAAUAGUUAUGUAAUUCGUGUACAUAAUUUCUGUACCUUGUGAGUUCUACGUUUCUGAGGGAGUAAAUCUAUGCAAUUUUUCUCAUAGUUGUGUGGUGGUUUUUAUUGUUGUGGGUUAAAUUGAAAUCUACGUAUAUCAAAAUAACUGAUUUGCACUGAGAUCUUUGCACUUUAUGAUCUUCUUUUGUAAAUUAAUUCUUGGAUCAAUAGUUUGCGUUUUAUUACAAAUUCAUUUAAAUAUUUCCUUUGUGGUGAGUGAAUCUGCUAAUAAUCUUUUGUUAAAAAUGAAGAAAUGUACAGAUGAACCCACAAAUAAAAUAAGAAUUUCACAAA
This is a messenger RNA of Pseudophryne corroboree (corroboree frog), 10935 nucleotides long. RefSeq names its product zinc finger FYVE-type containing 26 (gene ZFYVE26). Gene Ontology annotation, cellular component: centrosome; lysosomal membrane; midbody. Gene Ontology annotation, molecular function: metal ion binding; phosphatidylinositol-3-phosphate binding. Gene Ontology annotation, biological process: mitotic cytokinesis; double-strand break repair via homologous recombination; regulation of cytokinesis. The coding region runs from base 189 to 7835 and encodes 2548 amino acids. The transcript is spliced from 41 exons. Lineage: Eukaryota; Metazoa; Chordata; Amphibia; Anura; Myobatrachidae. The record is from RefSeq and is a predicted model, not a curated record.